Molecule: messenger RNA, 4249 nt
Organism: Caenorhabditis sp. 36 PRJEB53466
Lineage: Eukaryota; Metazoa; Nematoda; Chromadorea; Rhabditida; Rhabditidae
Source: the annotation of a GenBank genome assembly
AUGGAGAGUACUAGUUCAUCUCCUAGCGAGAAUGAAGACGAUUUUGAAGACAAAGAGGAGACAGGUAACAGAACAUACAUUUCCAUUAACCUUUUCUGAUAACUUAUGAUGUUUAUCCAGCCCAACAAUGGAUUUAUCGUCAUCUUAUUGAAUUUACUAAUUGUGAAGACAGUUCUGCCAGGAGUUUGGUCGAUGGGGAUUGUUCACCACUUAUUCAGCUGUUGACAGAUAUAACUCAGACUAAAGCCUUGUUUAUAACAGUUUCCAAGCCUGUUGUACUAGACUUUGCCGUGGUCAGCUCAUACUUCUCGGUUGGAAUUUCAAACGUAACUUUAUCAGACACCUGUAAUGCCGGAUUCUGUCCCUAUUCCUGAAGUCGUUGCACCAAAGAAACAAGCCAAAAAGGGACUGAAGAAGCUUAAGAAGAAAACAAAAAAGAAAAAGGGCAAGCAUUUUCAAAUUUCAUCUAAUUUUUUUCUCCUUUUCGAAAUAUUUCCAUUCAGGUCACGGAAAGAAGAAAAAAACAAAGAAGAAAGAGAAAGAGAUUGCGACUGUGAUUGAACCGCCCCCGCUCCUUGCAGACCCCGUAAGAAAUGAAGUUAUGCCAAGGUCGACGGGUUUUCGUUUCAGACAGUCGAUAUGAUAUUUGAAUGGUGGACAGUAGCCGAUUUUCCGGUCCACAAGCAAUUCAUAUUCAUUAUUCCUCAAAGUCGAGCAGCUACCACUGAAUCCCGAUUGGAUGAGCUUUAUCAUGUGGGCUUUAUAAAGAACCGAAGACUUUUAGACGUAACACAAGAUUUUCGUAUGUUUUUAGUACUCGUACACACUUUAGGCAGCCUUGCAAUGCUUGUACACUAUUUUCUACGACAAAGCUUUAUUUGAAAUGAAAAUCGACUUGUUAUUUCUUAUAAACGAGGUAGAAGAUAAGAAAAUGACGAACGAGUUUGUGUUCGAAAGGUAUACACAAAAUAUUAUGAACUUUACAAAGAUCAUGCAUAAGAUUCAGGUUCAUAAUAGAAAACAUCUCGAGAAACUUCAAUAUGAAUGGGCGACUUCGCAAUAUAGACUCAGAUGCUAGGUCAAUCACAUUGAUACUGUCCCAGACAGUUCAGACGUUUUGUUUUCAACCUGAAAUGAAAGAUAGGGCACGGUUAUUGAUACAGUUGUCGUUUUUUGAUAUUGAGUACCUUGGGUCAUUUCCGGAUAUUUCUAUAACAGGUAUUUUCAUAUAGUUUGAACUAGGUUUAAAUCGAUUUUUUUCCAGCAGCUCGUCUAGAACGAGCUUUGAAUCACAUCUCGUUUCUACAACUCCUAUACAAAGAUGAACUUUGUGAAUGGAACCGAAAAACAUAUUUAUACCUGUUAGACCUAUUUUCGACCAUUCUCGCCCAUGAAAUCACAAAGUUAGUAGACCAUCGCGCACAGAAUUUCCCUGUACUGUCGCUCACAGAAAAUCCAACUUUAUGACAAAUUACUCGCCGGAGAAAAAAGUUGGACCAAUCUGCAAAAGUUUUAAAGAAGUUGUAAAGAAACUUGUCACGUAACGAAAUAACUAUGAAGUCAUCCAUUGCUCUUGCUAAUAUUUUCAGAGUGAGCAGAGAGGUAUUUGAAACGCAAGAAGAUUGGUCCGCAACUAAUAAAGUGUCGUUUUCCUUUUAUAUUGUCGGUAUUUUAGAGGAGGAAAUUGAUGUAUGACAAGACAAAACGACAAUAUAUAUAAUGUUUAGAGUUUUUCAGAGCAUUAUUGAAAAAGUUGAAGAAAUGAACAGUGAAACGAGGGAUAUGAGUUUAGACAGAAGUGCAAUGCAAGCUACAAGAGUUAUAUUGACUGAAUUGGAUGUGUAUUUACAAGAGGUACAGUGAAAUUUAAAAGAAAUUGAACUAUUAUCGAGUUAACUUACAGAAGUGUCUGGAAAGUGCAGUUGAAAGUGGGAAUCUUGAAUCUCUUCGAAGUUUGGCUGCAACUAUUGUGAAGCACAAUAAAAGGCUGGAAAGAGUUGUUGCACUCUUUUAACAUAGUGAGUUUUUAAGACAGAAAAGCACUUCUGAUUUCUUAUAUUCUACAGUAAGAACAGAGGGACUUGGAACGACACACAUGCUAACAACAUUGGAUACAUAAAACUUCCCAAUUUAUUCAAACCCACAAAUACGUCUAAGAGUCGUCAAGUGUUUAAGACGAAAAAGGCUAAGAAGAUGGAGGAGUAGAAGCUUUAAUUCAAUUAUUUGCAUGUUUUCUUUUCUUCACACAUCCUCAUGUGGUCCUCUUCAUGGACCGACACCAGAAUCGACAUGUUUCCCAUCUUCCCCGCGGUCUCAGAUGCUCUAUUGAAUUCAACCUGAAAUGACAUGCUAAAUCAUCAUCUUUGAGAUGUUAACAUCAAAAUGGAAAUGUAUAAUAUAAGUUGUCUUUCGUCACCUUGCUCUUCAAUAUACCCAACAACACUCGAUAUAAAUAAAAAGCAAGCAAACCGCUUCUUCUCCUUCUUCUUUUUUUCAUCAUCAUUUUCUUCUCCCUCUCCUUCUUCUUCUUUUCCAGUCUCAGCUUCCUAAUUCAAAUGCUACUAAUGACAUACAAAGUGCUUCGAUUAAGAUUCUUUGCCAUUAAAUUGGCUCUUCGGCUCCGACUCUUGUUGCUCCACCCACAGUUUUUUGUGUCACUAGUCUGUGUCAUGAGUUUUGUAACUCUUAAAUCUUGCAGAUCAAACAAAGAAUUUCAAAAAUGUUCAUGGGAUCUCCAGAUAUUCCUACAAUAUCUCUGGAUGACCAGGUGAGUAAGCUUCGGGAAUUAGUUAUGACUUUGCUCAAUUCGUCUCAAACUCGUCCAGAUGAAUCACUUCUUUCACCUUCUUAGCGAAUCAUUCAAAUUUUAGCUCGAAAAUGAAAAAUAGCAAGACACACACACACAUACACACACUCACUUAAAUCUGUUUACGUCAUUAGUUCACUUAUUCUGUGCAUUUUUGAUUAAUAAGGAGAAAAAGAAGAAGUUAAUCUUUAAGUGAAGACGAGCCACAAGAUCGAAUCAUGAGUCUACUACCGCCUUUCCGGUUACCAGGAAAACGUUGUCAACUUUGGCUUUACCACUUUUUAUCGCCUUAUGAUAUAAUCUGAGAAGACAGCUACAUAUCACAUCAUGUUUCGCUCAUAUUUUGUAUUUUUCUUUUGAAAUGUUGUGUUUUGAAUCUGUGUUUUGAAGAAUUUUUACGUUAGGGUACAAAAAAUACAUGAUGCGUGAAGCAGAAGCUCGGGUGGUUGCUAAGUUUCCGAGUCGCAUCUCCGACAGCAACCAGCCCAAUUCAUCCACUUUUAAUUCCAAGUGUACGAAACCUGACUUAUGAAAGUUGAAUAUUGAUGACAUAUGAAUAACGUCUGUUUUAGCGCUGUAUGAGUCUUUCACGUCUUUCCACCAAUCAUCUCUCCGCGCCACGUUCUUUGCGGCGUUGUCGAAGUGCUUCGCCGGCUACUGGACGUGUUCUGAAUUUGAUUCCAGAGCAUCAGAAACUUAUCAAGUGUGCUACUAUACUUUUACUUGUUCUCAAUCAAAGUUUAGACAAUCAUGGAACCGAAUUCCAAAAACCCAGUUCGGACGUGCCGCUCUGGAAGCCUUUAUCACUUCCGCUGAUGUCAGUCAUGCCAUAUUUGUGGACAAGGAGACUGAGAAUCGGCAUGUGAAAUACUUUGUCGACCUGGUCCAGUCAUGUGUCGAUAACCUUGAGAACUUGGAGAGUGGAGUGAAACCGUGGCUAGAUUUGAUUGGAAGAGGACACGCGAACUUCAAGAUCACGUGAGUAUUGUUUGGGUUAUUACAAUUAUAAGCUGCUAGUGAUAGGAGAAAGUAAGGUCGAGACAAAAUUCUUUUGUUUUAAACUCUCUUCCAGUGUGUAUCGCUAUUGUUUAACAGUCUUAGUUGUCGCUGGCCAAGUUUCUUUCUAGAAAUGUCUGAAGAAGCUGUAAAGGUCUAAGAUCACGCAUUUCAGGGGCAAGCACUGGGAAAAAUUCGCUGAAAGUCUUCUAACCACCGCAACUGAAUGGAACGGACCCGGACGUCGCCAUAAAGAGACAGUGAAGGCUUGGAUGAUUAUGUCGUCUUACCUAGCGGACCGUCUCGCCCACGCAUCCCGCAUUGCCCAUCACUCCCCAAUGCUCACUCCACGUGUCCAGCUUAUAACGUUAGUCAUUUUUCUUUUGACACUCCAUUGUAUGCCUAAAAUAUUUCAGAGGAAGGUCGGCGUUCGAGUUCAACAAUUGA